This is a messenger RNA of Vairimorpha ceranae, 162 nucleotides long. Its product is annotated as h aca ribonucleoprotein complex subunit 3. Gene Ontology annotation, biological process: snRNA pseudouridine synthesis; positive regulation of telomerase RNA localization to Cajal body; rRNA pseudouridine synthesis. NCBI's taxonomy places the organism in Eukaryota, Fungi, Microsporidia, Nosematidae. Gene Ontology annotation, cellular component: box H/ACA telomerase RNP complex; box H/ACA snoRNP complex. Gene Ontology annotation, molecular function: box H/ACA snoRNA binding; telomerase RNA binding. The record is from RefSeq and is a predicted model, not a curated record. The coding region runs from base 1 to 162 and encodes 53 amino acids. The transcript has a single exon.
AUGUUCUAUAAAUUUAUCAAUAACCAGAAAGUGUACACAUUAAAAGAAGAAGGAUCUGAAUCUGCACAUCCAGCAAAAUUUUCACCAGUAGACCAGUAUUCUAAAUAUAGAGUAUUAAUAAAAGAAAGAUUUAACAUUAGACCGUUUAAUAAAACUGAAUAA